Molecule: messenger RNA, 875 nt
Organism: Drosophila suzukii
Lineage: Eukaryota; Metazoa; Arthropoda; Insecta; Diptera; Drosophilidae
Source: RefSeq, a predicted model, not a curated record
ACGCGGUCAUAUUAUUUUAUUAGAAAUUCUCAGAAAGUAAUGAGUUCAUAUAUUGAUCCCGACUAUUCUAUAGGUCGCAACCUGCGACAGAGACAAAGGAGAAUAGGCGUUUAUAACGCAAAUGAAGGAAUAGAUUCAGACAAAAAUAAAAGAAAAGGGAAGAAGAAAGGGCAAUGCUUCGGAAAAAAUAGCGCGUAUGAUGAAUACGGAAAUAUCCGCAUCAACGGUCUAGAUAUUUGCGACUGCUUAAAUAAAGAAUGUGAAGGUUGUUGGUAUGAGUGCCGUAGUUGUGGCUCUACCAGAUGUGGUCCUCAAUGCCGCUCAAAUCGAAAGUUCUUCUACGAGGGCAUUACCUAUGAUGGAAAAGACUUAUCUAUGCAUAAUAAAUAUAUUCCAAAAUAAAGUAAUGAAUUAUUCUAUAGGCUUAAGCUACACAAUUGAAUGAAUCGAACAAAACAACCAACUUGUAUAACUCUGUUAUAUUUAUGUAUGUAUAUCCGGUUAUAUCUAAUUAAAUAAGAAAACUUCAAUUUUUUAUAGGUUCUGCCUGACCGUUCGUAUGAGCGCCGAGAUCUCGGGAACUAUAAAAGCUAGAAAGAUGGGUUUUGGCAAACAAAGUGUUUAAUCUCGGAAACAGCCGAAAUGCUGCAUAUCUCCUUCUCCCUUCCACUUCCUUUAGUUGAGUAACGGCUGGGUAUGUUGACGUCGCCUACUCCGCUGGAAGUCAUCUAUUGAGGACAGGAGAAGAGCUUUCUGUCACUAUUACAAAGCUAAAUGAAGGGUCCAAUCUCAGAGUAAUCGGCCAUGUAUUACUAAGUCAUCCAAACAUUUUAUAAUGGACCCGAAAUAUAUUUAAAAUAAAUAAUUUAAACGAA